AUGUGUUAUGGCAAGUGGACUGCAUCUAGGCGGCUGAUUCAACAAAAGCAGUCUUCAGAGCCUCCUCGGCUAUUUGCAUUGUGGAACGACUACUACAAAGCAGAGAAAGAAGCCGUGGCUCAGCAGUCGAAGGAAGCCUUAGGGAAGAUUCAUGAAGAAGCAGGUCCAUCAAGACAGUCCCAGUUUGCGCCAUCUCGGAUAAAGAGGCCACCACGACAGCGAACACAAUCUCGACACACUAGACUCACCCAAUCUUACUUGAAAUUUGUUGCUCCUGCAAAUGUCUACACUGGUACACUCAUCUGCUUCACCCAAUAA
Rodentolepis nana is the source of this 318-nucleotide messenger RNA. Lineage: Eukaryota; Metazoa; Platyhelminthes; Cestoda; Cyclophyllidea; Hymenolepididae. The record is from the annotation of a GenBank genome assembly.